Notodromas monacha is the source of this 1197-nucleotide messenger RNA. NCBI's taxonomy places the organism in Eukaryota, Metazoa, Arthropoda, Ostracoda, Podocopida, Cyprididae. The record is from the annotation of a GenBank genome assembly.
ACGGGAUAACAUGUGUGAUAUGGGGAGCCUUUCAUAACCACGUUUCCAUUCUAGUUAUGCAUGCGGCGAUUAAAUUUGUUUCUGUGUCAGUGAUCGGGGCUUCAGCGAUGAUAGCAUACUGGCUCAGUUUCGGCGAUGAAGGCACUGGGACGCAGGAAUGUCGGCACACCGUGGAAAUUCUAGGAAUUUCAGCUUUAUCAACAUUUGUGUGGGAAUCAAUAUUCGACGGAAAUCUCACACGCGUUGAUGAUACAUGGCUUCGCGGAGAAAUGAUGAUGCCGCCUUGGAAGCUUGUUUUCAAGACUGGACCUGCUAUUAGUAAUGGAAUGGUCUCUGUGGAACAAAGCUGUGUCAUCUUGAUUUUGAAUGGUCGCACUCGUCCCAAAGCCGAAGAUGCCCUACGAUGGAUUAGUCGGAUAUCAGAAUUGAAACUUGAGUACAUUGCUGUUAUUCUACUGGGUUCCGAGGAUUGCGACAAUGAGUGGUUAACAAGACGACUCCGGAUAAAUGGAGGGAUGUUGGAUGAUAUUUUUGUCAUUUACGAUAGUCUCGAAAUCGACGACGAACAUGUUUUCCGUUGGCCCCUUGGCACGGCAACUUAUCGAGGAUUCCCACGGACAUGUAUCGCUCGUGAAGAUUUGUACUCUCCUCGGAAAUAUAUGUUCAAUUUUGUUGGGACAAUGGAUGCCAGGGGUAUGCGUCCCAAAUUACAAGAUGUCUUGACAAGCUUACCACGGCAGCUUGCGUCAUUUGGCCUCGUCAAAUUCCGAAAUUUGUGGACAGAAGACGAAUCCGAAAUUUCUAUGCAGCGAUAUUUAAUCGCUUUGGCGAAUUCCGAUUUAACCUUGUCACCGGGUGGCUUCAAUCCAGAAACUUACCGGGUGUACGAAGCGCUGAGCUGUGGGAGUAUACCAGUGAUUGUGAGCGAAUCUAGUGCUGGGAAGUGCAAGCCAGACAACGAUGUGGAUUGGCAUGGCCGCCUACCUGUUAUCCGAAUUGAAUCUUGGGAUGAACUUCCAACUCUCCUCUAUGAAGAAAUGAGUUUGACUCCUGUCGAGAGGAUCACCCGGCGGCUAGAUGCCGUUGAAGCUUAUCACUCGUUUCUUGGUGCAUUUCGGCUUCUGAUCUACAAUGCUCUACCUCACCGUUAGAACAACGUUCCAAGAAUUUUUUAAUCUCUUCAAUUGGAAUCACGUG